AUGACGUUCUGUGGCCUAAAACUCGCCUCAGACGAACUAUCGCCCGAGGACCAUACGAUAUCAUCGGCCAGUCUUUGUAUGUCACCAAGCGCGGAUUUAAUUCCCUCUGGACCGCCGUUACACGCGUCCACGCCGCUGGAGAGACGGACGUUAAAUGGCUGCGUGGCUAGAGGGAGACAAAACAAUAACAAUGAGAAUGACAGAGAUAGCGAUAUUAUUAACCACAGGGACGUUGUUGACGCAAUCAAUGGGAACGUACAUGUCAACGUAGUUUCGGAGUCCACGAGUAUGGACGUGUUGAGUGGAGGCGAGAGCGACGCGGGCGACACGCUGAGUAGGCGGAAUAAUAAUAGCUUAUCGUCGCGUAUGACGCUAGGUGAUAUGACUUGUAAGCGUAAGGCCGGUGACGUCACGUACUACGUCGCCAAGGAACUACUGAUGACGGAACGCACCUACAAGCGGGACUUGGAACUUCUUACUGUUACAUGGUCAAAACGCGUUGGGUCUAUUGGUCGCACGGCAUCUUCGGGUGCUGAGGCAGCGGCGCUAGCGAAGGCCUGUCUAGCCCUGGAGCCUCUAGCUUUGCCCGCGGGUGCUUUACUGGCGAGACUUGAUAGGGCUCUGGUCACCUCAAAUAACAGGCAUGAAGUCGAAGAACCGGAGUAUAGAAAAAUAGCAGAUUUACUCUUUGACUACUUGUCUAAUACCUAUGAUGCGUACGCAGAGUAUACGGAGCAAGCGGGCACUUUAGUGGCGUUAGUCGAAAGUGCUAGACGUCGCGGAGGGGCGGCGUCUCGUGAAGCAACCGCCUUCGACCUCUCAUCACCGCUGCCACUUGCCUGUCUCCUGCUUCGCCCCUUGCACAGACUGCUGCAUUAUUGCACGUUGACACAUGAACUAUGGUCAGCAACAUGCGGACAGCAAGCCCUGUCUGCGCACGAGUUGGCGAGCAAAGCUGCGAGUCUUGCUCUCACCCAGCUGAGACACGUCGAAAACCACGCCACGCUUUGUCAGCUGCAGAGGGAUAUUGUUGGAUAUGACAAGUUACUUGUAGCGGAGCGCGAGUUUGUUCGACUCGGAUGCGUCUACAAGCAUUCGUCGAAAGGUCUUCAACAACGGAUGCUGUUUUUGUUCAGCGACUUACUUCUGAUAGCAUCAAAGUCUCCAAGCGGACACUUCCGUGCGCAUAGUGUUCUUCCUCUGGACCGGCUGAGACUAGAACCUAGCGAUCUCCCGCACUCCAUCAACGUAGUUGACGAAGAGGCCACAGUUUUGAUAAGUAUGAGCAAUGACGUGGAAUACGCGGGUUGGUGGGAAUCGCUUUCCGAUAGUAUUGAGGCUGCGCAGGAUUUACGCACGCUCGUCGAUACGCAGCUCACACAUAUUGAUAAUGACACAGAAAACACGGACGUAAAUACGAACGUGUCAACGUCGAACGCGCUCAGUUACGUUUGCUGGCAUCGAGCUACUUCGCUCACUAGGGAUCAUCUCCAUCUCGCACUAAGAAGUCAGCUAUCCGGAUACUUACUACGUAAGUUCAAGAACUCGCACGGCUGGCAGAAGCUAUGGGUUGUGUUCGCGCUCUAUUCGCUCUUCUUCUACAAGAGCUGGCAGGACGAGACACCUCUCGCGUCCUUGCCGCUUUUAGGGUACAGUGUAAGCGCCCCCUCGCCUACCGACGGAAUUGAAAAGGACUUUGUGUUUAAACUGCAGUACAAGAGUCAUGUGUACUUCUUCAGAGCGGAUAGUCAUUUCACCUACAAUAGGUGGACGGAAGUGCUGCAAACUCCGAUGAUGCAAUCUCGUCACAACUGUUAG
This is a messenger RNA of Pieris macdunnoughi, 1818 nucleotides long. Lineage: Eukaryota; Metazoa; Arthropoda; Insecta; Lepidoptera; Pieridae. The record is from the annotation of a GenBank genome assembly.